AUGCUUGUGGAAAAAUAGAAAGUAUAAAGGGCUAAUAUAUAAGGUUUUAAACAGAAUGAUGAAAUCGUGGAUUUCUAUGCAAAUCAAAAGAAAUUUAAAAUAAUACAAGGGUGCCAGAAACUGAUAAAAAAUAACAAAGACUUUUACUUUUUUAUAGUCUGCGUCUUCUAAGAAUAUUAGAAUGAGCGGAGCUUAUUUCAAAUAGAGGAGUUGAGCAAGCACAAAAUUAAUGUAAAAACUAAUAAUUAAAAAUUAUAUUUUACAAACAAAAAGCAAAAAAAACAAAAGAAAAGAAAAAUAAAUUAAACAAGCAAACAAAGAUGGCUUUAAAAAGAAUUCAAAAGGUUUGAAGCAUUUUAUUUUGCAGAUCAAUUUCUGAUUCCGCAAAACGAGUGUGUACUUAUUGUGCUUAUCAAAAUAGCAAUGAAUUAUUUUUGGUUAGCGCAAGAAAAACGACUCGUUUAGCAGAAAAAUGAAAGACUUUAGUUAGAUUAUUAAUUAAUUUUUUCUCUAAUAAAUAACAAAUAGGAACUCUUAGAUUUAGGUCGUGAACCUCCUUGCAACUGCUCUGCUGGCCCAGUAGAAGGACAAAAAGAUGCUUUCCAAUGGCAAGCUACUAUUAUGGGACCUUCUGAUUCUCCCUACUCCGGUGGUGUUUUCUUCUUGAACAUUCACUUCCCCACUGAUUACCCCUUCAAACCUCCUAAAGUUUCCUUCACUACUAGAAUCUACCAUCCUAACAUCAAUUCUAACGGUUCCAUUUGUCUUGAUAUUCUUAAGGAUUAAUGGUCUCCUGCCCUUACUAUUUCUAAAGUUUUGUUAUCUAUCAGCUCAUUGUUGACUGACCCCAACCCCGAUGAUCCUUUAGUCCCUGAAAUUGCUCAAAUAUUUAAAAACGAUAGAGUUAGAUACGAGGCUACUGCUAGAGAAUGGACCCGUAAAUACGCUAUGUGA
Molecule: messenger RNA, 954 nt
Organism: Tetrahymena thermophila SB210
Lineage: Eukaryota; Ciliophora; Oligohymenophorea; Hymenostomatida; Tetrahymenidae
Product: ubiquitin-conjugating enzyme
Exons: 6
Biological process (GO): ubiquitin-dependent protein catabolic process; protein polyubiquitination
Cellular component (GO): nucleus
Molecular function (GO): ubiquitin conjugating enzyme activity
Source: RefSeq, a predicted model, not a curated record